AAUCAAGAUGCGGGAGGAGUCGCAGAAAAAAUAUUCAAUCGGCAAAGUUAUUUGCGCGGAAUGUGUUUGAAAUGCAGUCGGAAAAAGUGUUUCAAGUGUGCUGAUAACGAUCAGGAGUUAAAUAAUACAUAAAACUAUAUAGUUUCUACAACGAUGAUGCCAAUAAUGUGAAGUGUUGGUUCUUGUUCAAAUGUUGGUCACGUCUGACGAAUUUCUCAUCACGUUUGGAUUAACGGGAUUAACGUAUGCUGGACAUAAAGGUUUAACACUGCGAUAGCAAUCGAAUUUUAGAAUGUAUAAAUAAAGCCAGAACAUUUUGUCAGGCUUAUUAGCAUUCCUUCAGUUGAAGUAAGCGAUCGCGCGUCUGUUAGCGCGUGCAAGCCUUUGAUUCAAGUAAUCUUGUAAACGGUGUGUAGUAAAACAGGUUCUUCUGAACUACCGGCCGGUAUUACCACGAGACUUUCACGCGAUAAAGAGAGAUACGGUUGUUGCUCUACAAGUAGCAGGGAUUACACCAGACAUAAGUGUGAGAUAUGGGUCUCACGCAGAUCGAGAAGUUCAUUCCUGGCGCCAGGUGGCUACGAGGAUACAGCGCGCAAUUUGCAGUAGCUGAUCUUAUCGCUGGUAUCACUGUCGGCUUAACAGUGCUGCCACAAGGAUUGGCUUACGCUACGCUAGCCGGUCUGGAGCCACAGUAUGGAUUAUACUCGGCUUUCGUAGGUGGUUUGGUGUACGCUCUGAUGGGUGGCUGCCGUGAAGUGACGAUUGGACCAACGGCCUUACUUGCAUUGAUGACAAGUCGUCAUACGGGACAUGGUGGAGUAUCCGGCCCUCAUUUUGCCAUUCUUCUAUGCUUUCUCUCCGGGAUUGUGGAACUUCUAAUGGCAGUUUUGCGACUGGGUGCACUAGUGGAUCUGAUUUCAUUGCCUGUAACGGUUGGCUUCACAUCGGCCACUGCUCUAAUUAUUGGAGCGUCACAACUGAAGGCUUUGCUAGGCAUUCGUGGAGGAUCUGGAUCAGGAUUUGCGGAAACUAUCAAAACUGUCGUGAUGAGGUUUGGAGAGGCUCGAAUUCCAGAUAGCGUCCUAGGCUUUGUCUCCAUAGCAAUUCUACUUGCACUGCGGAAACUCAAGGACAUGAAGACGCCUCAGGAUGCCAGCAAAGGACGGAAAGCUCUCGGUAUUGCAUUCUGGGUCAUUGCAACGGCAAGAAACGCCUUACUCGUACUAGUAACCAGCUCUAUCGCAUUCUACUUCGAUCGAAACGGUCAACGGCCGUUCAUGCUAACCGGGACGGUUAAAAGCGGAAUCCCUGGUUUCCAUCUGCCUCCAUUUUCAACGCAGAUCCCCGGCCCAAACAACACAUUUGUUGAUCUGAACUUUACAGAUAUGGUCUCUGAACUCGGCGUCAACAUAGCACUGGUACCGAUCAUUGCCGUGCUGGGAAAUGUUGCCAUUUCGAAGGCAUUCGGUGGAACUGGCAUCAAUCCAACGAAGGAACUGGUGGCUCUUUCACUGAGUAAUGUCUUCGGAUCAUUCUUCAGCUCGAUUCCUGUGACCGGGUCAUUUUCCAGAAGUGCAGUCAAUCAUGCUAGUGGAGUGAAAACGCCGAUAGGAGGCAUAUACACCGGUACUCUAGUCCUCCUAGCCUUGGGCCUACUCACUCCGUACUUCCAGUACAUACCGAAAGCUGCGCUUAGCGCUGUCAUAAUUUCAGCGGUUAUAUUCAUGAUCGAAUACGAAGUUAUUCGACCUCUGUGGCGGUGCAAUAAAAGAGAACUCAUUCCUGGAGCUGUGACUUUCCUUCUGAGUUUGGUCGUCGGAGUAGAACUGGGACUGCUGGCUGGUGUUCUAGCUGAUCUGGCAUUCGUCGUUUACCGCACUGCACGACCUGUCCUGAGCGUUGACGUCAUUUCCUCAUCAACUGAUGUUCAGUACAUCAUAAUUCGACCGCGCCACAGUCUUCUCUAUUUCCCAGCAGUAGAAUGGGUACGAAACGUCAUCUCCAAAGCAAUCAAAAAACAUGGAAAUAUCCCGAUAGUAUUAGAUUGCCGGAUAGUGCAUGAAUUUGACUACACGGCAGCGACCGGGUUGGGAGCUCUACGGAAGGAGCUCGAUGCCAAAAAAGUUCCUUUAGUAGUACUAGGAGCGUCUCAAGAGGUUCAAAAAAUGCUGAAAGAAACGUUAAAAAGCACACUUCUGGAGGCAAACAAUGAAGAUGAAUUGGAGAUUGUCCUUCAAGAACUGUGUGAUGAAGGUAAAAGGGCGGAACUUCGGGAAGUAGUAUCCCCGUUACUGUCGCCAACUGCUGAGCACCAAAAGUCCUUAGAUGCCUUAGAUGAGGAAUGAUGAAUAUUUCAUCAAGUGAACGUAAACUCUAACCACCGAAAAACCGACGUGAAAGUUAAAGCUCACUUUAACUUGAGAAUCUCUAACUUUCAAUUCGAAUGAACAGCGAUCCAAUUUUUCAAAAACUAUAGAAUUUGUUAGUCUAGAUCCAAAAUUUGAAUCAGACACGAACAGAUAUAACAACAGAUGGCGGUAGUGUUUAAUCGUCAAACCCAAGUAAGUUGACUUUUAGCGGCGCUGGCGGUAACACCAACCGGCCAGCAGAACUCGUGCUUUUUUUCAGUUACCGUGGGGACGUCAUUUGUGAUUAGCCCGGUCUCUUUCAGAUUGUCUAAUUAUUUAUGAACGGCUACUUAUAUUUGAUAUUGACGGUGGACGUCAGCAUAACGUUUCCCAUUCAUCUAAUGGUGUCCAUAGUAGUAAAAUUACGUUUAUUUCUGUUGAUUAUAAUUGUACAUUGAUUUAACACUUCAAUUGAUUAGCCUACCUGGCUCUACAUCUUUCUUUUAUUGGAUAUUCUAAUUCAAUAUUUGCGUUUUUACGUCUAGCUUACAUUGAUUCGUUUUAAUUGAAAAUGUGAUAACCUACCUAACGUGCUAGAUCACGUAUGAUCUGAUGAUCUAAUCUCAGACAGGUUUCUCUGAACCUUCCCAGAGACUGAAGACCAUCCAGGUGGUGGACCUCAGAAUUUCGCGUCCGUGGAGGACUGUUAAGGGUCAUCCUAAAGAUCUUGUUCUGGAUCCUUUGGAGUUUAAGGUGAUGGCAUUUGGCGCAAAUUUUUCGGAGAUGAACAAGCCCGUAGCUAAAAAUCUCCUCAAUACAGUUUGAAAACAAAAAAUAGCGCAAAUCUCCCAGAUUGGCAUACCGUCGAUCAUGGGAAGGAUUACAUAUUUGCUUGUAGACAGCAUGCUUGUUUUAAAGGGACAAAGUGGAUCUUCUGUUGAUGAGUGGAUACAGGAAUCUCAUCAGGAGGUUGCAUCUGGUUUUCGUUUUGUCAACGUGUCCGAUUUUUAUUCGUUUAACGAACCGAAAAAUGAUAGUAUAGCGAACAAAAAUUAAUCGAGUAAUUACAAAAUGGGACAUCUCUGAUUUUUUAUGUGAUUAUUUUGAUUAAAAAAGUGCAAAAUUUCAACUCACAAGCACCAAAACAUCUUGCAUACGGGGUAUUCAUUAGAUGAAAGGGACCGUGAAAGAUGACACUAAAAUAGAAAGUUUUUUUUUUCACUUUCGACUGUUUUAUCUUAGCAUUAUUUGGUAAUGCUACCAGAUAAGAAAAAAACCGUUGAACAUGUGUUCGGUUAACAAUGGGCGAGUGUUAUGUCUGUUUGUCUGUAAUAAAUAUAUCAGUAGUGUGCUAUAAUAUCAAACAUUUUGUUGUAAACCUUGUCGGUUUGUCGGUGCAGUUUUAACAUUAAAAUAUGCUUACCUAAAAUAAGUAAUGUAAUGUGUACCUCCUUAAGAGCAACCUACCUCUGUGUAGAAUUGAUCGGUGUUCUCUCUGUAAAGUAUCUGUACUGGGAUUGUUUAAUGUUCCUGUGUUAUGUUUAUAUUUCUGUACGUUUUUUAAAUGUUAGAUUAAGCAACUUAUUGAAUAGGAAG
Ochlerotatus camptorhynchus is the source of this 3947-nucleotide messenger RNA. RefSeq names its product sodium-independent sulfate anion transporter. The record is from RefSeq and is a predicted model, not a curated record. Gene Ontology annotation, biological process: transmembrane transport. Gene Ontology annotation, molecular function: sulfate transmembrane transporter activity. NCBI's taxonomy places the organism in Eukaryota, Metazoa, Arthropoda, Insecta, Diptera, Culicidae. The transcript has 5 exons. Gene Ontology annotation, cellular component: plasma membrane. Bases 534 to 2348 code for a protein of 604 amino acids.